Molecule: messenger RNA, 2723 nt
Organism: Hippoglossus stenolepis (Pacific halibut)
Lineage: Eukaryota; Metazoa; Chordata; Actinopteri; Pleuronectiformes; Pleuronectidae
Gene: pgpep1l
Product: pyroglutamyl-peptidase I like
Exons: 5
Coding region: 802-1467 (221 amino acids)
Biological process (GO): proteolysis
Cellular component (GO): cytosol
Molecular function (GO): pyroglutamyl-peptidase activity
Source: RefSeq, a predicted model, not a curated record
AGGUUACCUGACAUAUCAACUUCAUAUGAUCCCUGGUGGGAUCUCAGGGAGGAAAGAUGUUGUAAAACGCCAUUAUUAGACAGUGAAUUAAAAGAUGAACCAAGUUUUGGAGAAACAACUGCAGAAAUAUCACGUUUAUUAAAAUAACAAUAUAUUUAACUCAUGAUUAACUCUCUUAACUGUGCAACAUCCAUUCUGUCUGUGCAAUACAAUGGUUCAUAUGCAACCCACUCUCUUCAUAUGUUUCUAUAUUUUAUUUAUAUCUCCACACACUUAAGUAUUGGAUGUUACUUAUUAUUACUUACUCUAUUUUUGACUCUAGCUGCUAUUCUAUUGCAAAUUUCACCAUGGUGGGACUAAUAAAGGAUUAUCUUACCUAUUGAUAGAUUUAUGGACAUGACACACUACUCCAUGACACUGUUGUACUCCAUUACAUUGGCAGAACAAAUUCUUUACUUACUGUCAGUGGGGUAUACUUGUCUAACUAGGCUACGUUUUCCAUCACUAUAAAUAAACGUAGGGAUUGGUCGCCCACAGUACGAUUUUCUCAUACAUUGUUGUUUUUAAAAAUGAAAUAUAAAUAACAUCUGGUAAAUAUAAAUAAAUAGUAAAAACUAAGUGAGAUUUACAAAUCUACUGUCGGCCCUGAAUGCAUCACUUCCACACUGACCAUCAACAUUUAUUUGGCUGGGAAGAGCGCCCUCAAGCGGAUAAACGGUGAGUUGCAGGAGCGCAGAUGUUUUUUUUAUUGUGCGGACAUGAAAUGAGCAACAACUGUUUACAACAGCGAACACGUGGAGCAUGACCGGAAGAGAAACUGUGGUGGUUACAGGGUUUGGACCUUUCAGACAGUUCCUGGUGAACCCGAGCUGGAGAGCAGCUCAGGGGUUGGAGUCGGUUGGACUGGGAGAGCAGGUGGAUGUUUCCAUCAAGGAGCUCCCAGUGAGUUAUGUGAAGACUCAGCAAAUCAUCGCUGAGAUUUGGAAAACUCUUAAACCAAAGUUUGUGAUACAUCUGGGCAUAGCCAGAGGUUCCAGUGUCGUCAUGGUGGAGCAAACGGGGAAGAACCGAGGCUACAGAGACAAAGACGUGUGUGGAUUCUGUCCUGAGAGACACUGCUGCAUGGAGACAGGACCAGAGAGACUCUGCUCAGUCGUCAACAUGAGGGCUGUUUCCAAACAGUUCCAGAAAGCAGGGAUAGAUGUCAUUUACUCUGGAGAUGCUGGCAGGUACCUGUGUGAUUUUGCUUAUUACUGCUCUCUGUACCACGGGCAGGGGAGAGCAGCCCUCAUCCACCUACCCACAUCUGGCAGCCUGGCCUCAGCCGACACUCUGGUACCUCUGCUGCAGACCCUCAUUCAGACCAUGCUCGCUCAGCAUGUUCAGUCACAGCAUGAAGGGAGGAUGACGGCUGAUUCUGCAGCAGACACACUCAAGUACAGUUUAACUUCUAGGAAAGAUAUUUAACAGAAAACAAACAGAAACCAUGUCACUGAAUGAAGAAAUCAGAGGGAACUAUGGCACUGAGGAGAAUGUUUACCUCCGCCGAGGCCCUACAGCCAACUUAUAAAACCACUUUUAACUCACUAGAUCCAGGUUUUUAUUUGGAUCUGCACCAAAUUGUACACACUCAUAAAAACCAGUCCCCUAAACAUCCCUGAUCUUAUUCAUCAAGAUCCAAAUCAACCAUAAUGUUCACAAACGCCUUAUACCUCAAUGUUAAAGAAAGUAAAAAAUAUUCCUGGAUCCAGAACUAAAUUUAACGUAUUCUUCUCUGACUCAUAUCGCAUCCCUCCACCAAGUUUCAUGGAAAUCCGUCCAGCAAUCUUUUGCGUAAUCUUGCUGAAAAACAAACAAACAGACAUAAUGGACAUGGACAACCUCCCUGGUGGAGGAGAUUGAGUAGAACAGGCUUUCAUAGUUCUCAUUCAUUUAUUUAUUCAAAAUUUCAGAGAGAAAAAAAGAAAAUACAAGAAGUUGUCAGAUACACAUUUGGAGACGGCACGUCAGAAAAAAUACCAUCUCAGCUAUAGGUGUGAAAAAACUUUUUGAGGCCUCAGAUACAGAGUUUGAAAGAAGACAGAAGAGUCUAGUGAAGGUUUUUUUUUUUUUUUUUGAUUAUUUCUUUCUCCAAUCAGGUAAUGAACACACAGAUUUUUUCUUUUUGUGAAAAGUUAUUAUAAUAAAAUGAUAUUAGUGAAACCAAGGCCCCCUCAGAAGGAAUGCAAAUCAUAAAAAGAGAGGCAUGAUAAUGUUAAACCUCAAACUUAUUAUUGCAGUUUGUUUCAAUGCACUGACGCAUCCUCCAUAAACCUGAGGUUUGCAUGAAGAACAUUCUGAAGAAUUGAAAUUAAAGAUGUUUUCUAGCUAGUGACGGUUUAUAUUUACACUGGAAAUCUGCAAACAAGCGACUAGUGUCAAGCUGUUAUCUUCCAUGUUUCUUUUAUUUUCUACUCAUGUUGUUUACCAUGUCUACCCGUAAUCUAUGCAAAACAUCCCUGUCCUACUCUUCGUCCACGUGUUUUAUUUUAAAACGCUGUAUAGUAUGUGACAGGUUUGUGAUCUAGCCAGUAAUCCACCUAACAACAGGUUGAUGUAAUGUCUACUCUCAGAAUUUGAAAAGAUGAAAUAUAUAAGAAGUAUUCAUAUUUUACCCAUCGCUUACUGUACACCCAAACCGGAAAAACAGAAACUAAAUAAACGCACAGAUAUGUUCAGUAACU